Messenger RNA from Notodromas monacha, 837 nucleotides. NCBI's taxonomy places the organism in Eukaryota, Metazoa, Arthropoda, Ostracoda, Podocopida, Cyprididae. The record is from the annotation of a GenBank genome assembly.
AUGGCAUCGAUGCCUCCGGCUGGGGAAAACUUGAAAACUUACAAACUCGUUGUCGUUGGAGAUGGUGGCGUCGGGAAAAGCGCCAUCACUAUCCAAUUUUUUCAAAAAAUGUUCGUUGUGGACUACGAUCCUACAAUCCAGGACUCGUACAUACAGCACAUGGAUAUCGACGGACAAUGGUGCAUUCUUGAUGUUUUGGAUACGGCGGGUCAAGAGGAGUUCAGCGCCAUGCGAGAGCAGUACAUGAGAACGGGAGAUGGUUUCCUCCUCGUGUAUUCUGUCACGGACACACAAAGUUUCGAGAGCAUCGAAAGUUUCUACACGCAAAUUCUACGUGUGAAAGACAAAGAUAAGUACCCGAUGUUGCUCGUGGCCAACAAAGUGGACCUGGUGCAUUCGCGCAAAGUUACCGAAGAGGAAGGUCGAAAGGUUGCGCAGGAUCUUGGCAUUACAUAUCUCGAGACUUCCGCCAAGGAUCCGCCACAAAAUGUCGACCUUGCCUUCCAAGAAAUCGUGCGCAUAAUUCGAAACGAGCCGCAAAAUGACAGCAACUCUCACCAUAAACGCGGGAAGAAGAACUGCUCGGCAACCACUGUUUUCAAUGGAACAGAUUUCUCUGAAGAUGAUGUCAUGAUACUCAUGAAAAGAACAGGCUUCACUUUCGCCGCGGUUCCCUCUGUGCUGAUGCCCAGUUCACUGGGUGGUGUAGUGUUCAGUGUGCUUUAUACUACGGUGGGUGGAGCACCAGCACCUAUUUCAACUGUUCACGUUCCUUCGCUUUUGGCCAACGCGUCCAAGGAAAGCAAAAUUCAUCGACUAGUUCAGCUGAUGGUAUAA